Molecule: messenger RNA, 582 nt
Organism: Glarea lozoyensis ATCC 20868
Lineage: Eukaryota; Fungi; Ascomycota; Leotiomycetes; Helotiales; Helotiaceae
Exons: 2
Coding region: 1-582 (193 amino acids)
Biological process (GO): mitochondrial respiratory chain complex IV assembly
Cellular component (GO): mitochondrial inner membrane; mitochondrion
Source: RefSeq, a predicted model, not a curated record
AUGGCUGGCGAUACUAGAGAUAAUAAUUCUGUUCCACAACCUCGUGGUUCACCUCCUGGCGAGACUGCACCGCCUGCGCACGUCAAUACACCAAAUAAAGUCUACGAAGUGUUUCAAGGACCACCUCAAAAUGCGAAUGCUCUCCCAGAGGGAUCAGGGCAAAACACUGCGGGGAGCACACCACAAGUAGCCAAAUUCUCAGAUGCAUUGAAGACUUUGCGGGUUGAAGAUAUUAAACAAGUUUAUAUGUACCCUUGUGUCAGGGAAAGUCUGCUAUAUGGAAUUGGUGGCGGUUUUGGUAUGGGCGGUGUUAGAGCGUUAUGGGGAGCUCCAAUACCUAAAGCUGCCAAUUGGGCUGUAGGAACUUUCGUUUUCGUCGCAUUCGCCAACCACGAAUUUUGCCAGUAUCGAAGGUUUCUUGAGAAAUCACAUAUGAAGCGUGCAGUAGAGAUCAUCGACCGAAAGAAGGCAGCUAAAGAAGCAGAAGCCAAACAGAAGAGAGAUGAAAGGAGAAGGCUCAAGGACGAAGCAGACAAAGCAGCGGAAGAGGCAGCAAAAAAGAGCAGCUGGAAGUUCUGGUGA